AUUUUCAAUAAUAAAAAAUAAAGUGCCUUAUUUUUUAUACUUAACCUACAACUUUAUGUGAAAAGAUGAAUAUUCGUACAUCAAUACUACCAAAAGGCAUUGGCGAUAUUGGGGCAACAACAUUUUUUGUGUUUGCCAUUCCAUCUGUAUUUUGGUACGAAAUUGCCUACGUUAUACCAUAUUUCUACGACACAACAACAUUUUGGUAUAAAUUUCACUUUGUGUGUGCAACACUGGUAUUUUUCAACAUAGUCGCAUCGUAUUUAUUUACCAUUUUAUGUGACACAAGCAUUAAAGGUCGUUUAAUUCAAAGCACUGAUGGUACAUCGAUAUGCUCUGUAUGUGAGAGUAUACAACCACCGCGGGCCUAUCAUUGCCCAUUAUGUAAAAUUUGUAUUUUAAAACGAGACCAUCAUUGUGUUUUUACAAGUUCAUGUAUUGGUUUCUAUAAUUAUCGAUAUUUUUUCACGUUAUUAAUAUUUGUAACGAUCGGAUCUCUUUAUGGUGCAUAUUUUCAUGUUUUUUACACUUAUCAUAACGUUGAAUAUAAAAGCAUAAUAACAAUUUUACGAAUUCUUAUGCCAUUAAUGAUGAUCGUUUUGGAUGAAUCCUCUACACAGUUUAUCGUUGCAGUGUUAAUUAUUUUGAUUGUAGGUGUGGUAAUAGGCAUUAUGUUGUUGUAUUAUCAUUUUAAUUUACUGAAAAAUGGAAAAACUAAUUAUGAACACGUACAUAACAUUAAUAAAUAUGAUUUAGGAUUUAAAGAAAAUCUUCGUCAAGUAUUUGGUGAACGAUGGCGUAUUGCAUGGUUAUCACCAAUAAUCCCAUCAAAGUUACCUGGCGAUGGUAUUAAUUUUAAAAUUAGUCAUACAUUCAAAGAUAAAUGAAUUAUUUCAGUCAAUGUAUAUUAUUAUUAUCUAUAUCAAGAUUAUUUUUUACCAGGGCCGUAACACGGGUACACAGCGCAUUUUGAAAAUAUUUAGAUUGCGUCUCUCCUUAAUAAUUUUAGUUUUUGUUACCUAAUAUUUUUAAACUGUGAACGGAACAGUGUUUCCUUGGGAUUUUUCCCUACAAGUGUCGCGUGCCUGCAUUUUUACACCCUAGUUACGGUCCUGUUUUCAACAACCAAGGGGCUAAAAACAAAAAAUGCAACGAAAUAACGAUGAUAUUUUUUAAAUUGUAAUAUAUAGGAAAAGACCGUGCUGUAAGGUAGAGUAUAAGGCGUUAUACCCUGUGGUUUGAUUUGACAAAUUAGCGUAUGCCUUGUACUUAUUUAAAUUGAACAGAUUUACACUUUAGAUUAUACAUUUCCAACGUAUACCCUCUAACAUGUUUGCCUAUAUACCGUAUACGUUCUUCCGAUUUUACGAUUACAGCACUGUAAAUUAAAAUGAUUACAGUAAAGAA
Chrysoperla carnea is the source of this 1407-nucleotide messenger RNA. RefSeq names its product probable palmitoyltransferase ZDHHC24. Gene Ontology annotation, molecular function: palmitoyltransferase activity. The record is from RefSeq and is a predicted model, not a curated record. The transcript is spliced from 2 exons. The coding region runs from base 66 to 887 and encodes 273 amino acids. Lineage: Eukaryota; Metazoa; Arthropoda; Insecta; Neuroptera; Chrysopidae.